Molecule: messenger RNA, 2079 nt
Organism: Geodia barretti
Lineage: Eukaryota; Metazoa; Porifera; Demospongiae; Tetractinellida; Geodiidae
Source: the annotation of a GenBank genome assembly
AUUGCGCAUGCGCAAGGUCGCGCUUAGUCGCGUCGACAACGACCGCACCGGAUGAUCCCCUCGCCCGAUCCUGUUGUUGCGCACGGAUUUAGUUUUUUCUCCAAAGAAACAAGACAAGAUGCUCACUCCUUCAACCAUCGUUUUGCUGACGCUCUCAGCUCUCCUGCCGGGGGUAGUCCACGCACGUUCCAACGGUGCACCUUUAGCUGCAUGCGACAGGAUAUUCCCAGAAGGCCACGGCGUCGCUUCGCAGCCACUUGAAGACAGCCCAUUCUCUCUAAACGUAUCUUCCUUCGGCGGCGACUACAUUCCCGGGGAGGCGUACCAGUUGACACUCUCGGGCAGUGGGGAUUUCCGUGGACUGCUGGUCCAGGCUCGCUCGAUUGCUGACAACUCCCCAGUUGGCUCGUUUGAGGAUAUCAGUGAUUUGACCAGACUCAGCAGCUGCAAUAGACCAGAUUCUGCCAUUACUCAUUCAAGCAGGGCGGAAAAGACCAGUGUUGAACUUUCAUUCACGGCUCCACCUGCUGGCACUGGGCCUUUUCGUUUUCAGUAUGCGGUGGUGGAUACAUUUACUGUGUUCUAUGCUCCAAUCAUGUCUGACAUUAUUGAAGAAGCCAUUGUAGAAGAAGAGCCAAUUGAGCUGUACUUCACCGGAGAUACUCCGAUGGUGACUGGUAACGACAUUACGGCACAGAUAUAUGUCUCUCGACCAAUACCUCUCCUGUGUCAACUCAUCACUCGUGGUACCCCACAAAUGCCAGUAGUCACUUCCGAACAAAACUGCACAAGUGGGGAGGUGGCAUUCGUCAACGUGUUGAGUGGAGAGCACCGAGUGAGGGUCAUAGCCGGGGACCAGGAUGCCGUUAUCCGCAGCCGUGUCAUCGUCAUGCCAGACAGUCCCGACUUCUGCUCCCUCAACGCCAUCAACAGAGGAGUCACAAAAUACCUUGGCCCCGACGGAGCUGUUGCCAACUACACCAUCGAGUGGCGGCCAAUCGGAGUGGACGCCGGGUUCCUCUGCACUGUCGGGGACUCUGGAGUGGCAGAGAAAUGUAGCAGUCCGUACACAUUUGUGGCUGGGGAUGGGGUGACGAGGGUAAAGGUCCUCCCUAAUCCUCCCACAUUCCAGGCACUGUGCACUGUGUCUGCAGUCAAUGGGAAUGGAGAAAUAUGCCCUAUUGAAGCUCAGGGAGACGUUAAACUGGUUGGUGGACCAGAUGGUAACACUGGUUUUCUGGAGGUGUGCAGUGGAGCUAUAGUCGUUCGAGUGUGUUUUGAUACCUUUGGUGCCAAUUCGGCAGAGUUUGUGUGCCAGGAACUGAAUAUUGAAGCACCUACAGGAACAAUGAUUCCUACGGCACACAUUGCACCUGGGUCUGAGAUGGUGGGCCGUGCGGACUAUACUUGCAUUCAAGGCAGUGAUUUCGACAAUUGCUUCACACCUACCACUGAUGCCGAAACCUGUCUCCCGGUAUCAAUAAGUUGUCUGGGAGACACCAACAUCGUUAGCUGUGAAGAAGGUGUCAAAUGUGUUAAUGGGGAAUGUAUGAAUACUGCUGAAGGUUUCGAAUGCAUCUGUGAUGAUGGAUUCACUCCCGUUCCCGUUGACCCUACUGAUUGUAGAGACAUUGAUGAAUGUGUAGAAGAAAAUAAAAUGGACCAGUGUGCGCCAAAUGGAAAGUGUCGUGAUGAUGAAGGGACCUACACUUGUGUUUGUGAUGUCGGCUUUAAGCUAACUGCAGAUGGAACAACAUGCGAAGUUGAAUGUGAGAAUGGGGUUGACAGUACGUCAUGUCCUGAGGGUGAGAGCUGUGUGGAAAAUGAGGAUGGGAUCUUCACUUGUGAAGCUGAUCGCAAGACUGGGACUCGCAAGCGUGGCUCCAAAAAGGGAAAAAGCAAGAGCCGUCGCAACUGAUCGAUAGGCAGACAACUGACAGCCAAAUUUCUUCGCUGGCUGCACUAACUCCUUAGAUUAGCCAUGGAUAUUUGUGCAAACUCUUGUGCUGUAUGAUGUAGCUGACUAGAGUAGCUAUAUACUUUGAUCAUGAUUCUGUAGCAGAUGUGAAACAAUUUAUU